AUGUCUCAACAAUCUAUUCCUCAGUCUUCGUCAAAAAUGUCCACUUCUGUUGUUCGUGAACAAGACGCUUCCAAUGCUCCCAUUAACCCUAGUGAGAUUCUUGAAGUCACUCCUUUGCAGAUGGUAAUCCCUUUCGAUCUUGUGACAAAACGACCCAGAACAAUGCAUGCACGAAGAACCAAAGAGACUGCAAGAAGACCUAGGAAUCCCAACUCUAGUCAAAUUUCUCAAUCAUCUGUUCCUUCCUCUAAGGAAGAACCAACCAAAGAAGGUUCAAGGUAUAAUCAUAUCACUAUUGUCAAAGUUGUUACCCAAAUCCUAAAUGAGGAAAAUGUUUCAUCCAAGAUCCCUGGUACUGAGAAUCCUGUGCUUCCUAAGUCAAAUGUCAUUGGGCAUGUUAGUGACAUCACUGGCACCUAUGUCCCAACAAAUGAUGAAAUGAAUGAGAAUGUGCAUGUGAGUGACAAGAAAAGAAAUGAUGUUAAUAUUGAUCACAUUGAAAUUCCUGAUGGUGCUGAACACAAUGAAGAGAUCCCCAGCAAUGUUUCUACUAACACGUGUGUAAAUCACACUGAAAAAGGCCAAACUAAAGAAAAAGAACCAGAGAAAACUCAGACUGACAAAGUAAUCAACCUUGAUGUUCUCUCUGAUGAUGACCUGGUUGCUUCCAUCAAUCCAAGCAUAGCCAGAAGGCUAAUGAGAAGGAAAGGAAAGCAAGUUGUAGCUGAGGACUCUCAGAAGAAGAAGGCAGUGGCUAAGUCCGUUUCUAUUGGACCAAAGAAGGCAUGGAGCAAAGUGGUGCCUAAGAAGAGAAAGGCCAGAAGCAGUUCUGAGAAUGAGUCAAAUUCUGAUGUUGCUGCUUGGUGUUACACUGCUGAUGUCAAUGACAUUCAUCCCAAGAAGAAGGUCUCUACUAGCAAACUGGCUGCUAGUGUUCCUGAAGUACCUAUUGAUAACAUUUCCUUUCAUUAUCCCUCCAGUGUACUCAGAUGGAAAUUUGUCUAUCAGAAAAGACUGGCCUUAGAGAGAGAACUUGCUCAGAAUGCUCUUGAGUAUGAAGAGAUCAUGAAUCUUAUUCAUGAGGCUGGACUAAUGAAGAUUGUGACUCAACUCUCUAAGUGUUAUGGAGUCCUAGUGAAGGAGUUCAUUGUGAAUCUACAUGAAGACUGUGGCAAUAAGGAAACUGAGGAGUAUUUAAAAGUGUUUGUCAGAGGAAAAUGUAUUAACUUCUCGCCCACUGUGAUCAACAAAUUUCUGGAAAGGUCAAAUGAAGCUCAGCCAGAGCUGGAAGUGUCUGAUAAUCAGCUGGAAGUGUCUGAUAAUCAAAUGUGCAAAGAGAUUAUUAUUGGUCAAGUGAAGACAUGGCCUGUCAAAGGGAAGUUGACUAUGAGCAAACUAAGUGUGAAGUAUAUUGUACUUCACAGGAUUAGAGCUGCCAACUGGGUGCCAACUCAACAUAAGUCUACAAUCUCUGCUCUCCUAGGUAAAUUCAUCUUUUCUAUUGGUACUAAGUCCAAAGCUGAUUAUGGUACUUAUAUUUUUAAGCAAACCUUAAAGCAUGCUGGUAGCUAUAGUGUCAAAGGUCCCAUUGCCUUCCCUUCCCUUAUUUGUGGAAUCAUCUUAAAUCAAUUUCCCAAUAUUUUGACUGACAAAGAUUCUGUGUGCAAAAGAGCAAGUCCUAUAAUCUUUCAUCAUAAGCUCUUCCAAGGAACUCAUGUUCAUGAUGUUAACACAACUUCGGCUGGACCAUCAAAAGAGAGCACAAUUAUGAGUAAAACUGCCAUGAUUGCUAUGCUCCGAGAGACCUGUAAGGAGCUGGAGUCUAGAAAAUUGGCUCUUGAAAGAUUGAUCAGCUCUCUUGAAACGAGUGAAAAUGCUAAAUCUGCAGAUGCUGAUGUGGAGGAACAGGGUGAAGAUGAUGGUGGUUCAGACAGUGAGAUUGAGAAAGAAGCCAGUCCUGAUGAUGGCACUGAUAACAGUGUAGAACUCAAUAGCUCUGAGUCUGAAGACUAA
Vicia villosa (hairy vetch) is the source of this 2013-nucleotide messenger RNA. RefSeq lists its product as uncharacterized. The coding region runs from base 1 to 2013 and encodes 670 amino acids. The transcript has 2 exons. The record is from RefSeq and is a predicted model, not a curated record. NCBI's taxonomy places the organism in Eukaryota, Viridiplantae, Streptophyta, Magnoliopsida, Fabales, Fabaceae.